Encephalitozoon cuniculi GB-M1 is the source of this 627-nucleotide messenger RNA. RefSeq lists its product as uncharacterized. Gene Ontology annotation, cellular component: endoplasmic reticulum tubular network. Lineage: Eukaryota; Fungi; Microsporidia; Unikaryonidae. The coding region runs from base 1 to 627 and encodes 208 amino acids. The record is from RefSeq and is marked provisional. Gene Ontology annotation, biological process: endoplasmic reticulum tubular network organization. The transcript has a single exon.
AUGGGGAAUGUGUUCUCGAAGAAUGUUCCGCUCCGAGAAAGUCUGGUGAGGCUUGAGGAGCAAAUAAGCAAAGGAGAAAAGAGGGCCACAAGGCUCAGGGCUACCCUAGACAGCCUCCGAACUCGGAUACUGGUGGGAUCGCUUGCGGUUGUUGCUCUUUCUAUAAUAUACUCAUAUGUAGAUGAGCAGAGCAUUGCGGUGUUUGUGCUUGGGAGUUCUCUUGCAUGCUAUAUGGGAAGAUGCCUUCUCCUCUACCUCUACGAGACGAGGAUCAGAAGGAUCGAGACUACCCUUGAGGAUCUAAGGGAAAGGCAAAGGGAGCAGAUUGCUCUUCUGAAGAAGGAGGAGUCCUUUGAGGCCACGAAAAAGGUUAUCGACAAGUAUGAAACCGAGUCGAUGAGGAGACAUUACUUUGGCAACAUAAAGCAAAGGAAGAGAGGUGUGAUGGAUAAUGUCACGGACAUUGUCCUGGGAGAUGACCCGGGCACGAUGUAUGCGCUGAUCUGCAAGAAGUGCAACCAUCACAAUGGGCUGGUUCAUCCAAGUGAAUAUGACCUCAACGAGUUCUACUGCUACAACUGCAACGAGCUGAACACCAGAACUCGGAAUAGGAACAGCAAUAAAUGA